Marmota monax (woodchuck) is the source of this 1540-nucleotide messenger RNA. RefSeq names its product peroxisomal trans-2-enoyl-CoA reductase (gene Pecr). Gene Ontology annotation, biological process: phytol metabolic process. Gene Ontology annotation, molecular function: trans-2-enoyl-CoA reductase (NADPH) activity. Bases 62 to 973 code for a protein of 303 amino acids. Lineage: Eukaryota; Metazoa; Chordata; Mammalia; Rodentia; Sciuridae. The record is from RefSeq and is a predicted model, not a curated record. The transcript is spliced from 8 exons. Gene Ontology annotation, cellular component: peroxisome.
ACCUCUGGGUAACUAAGCUGACGCAGUCCUGCGGGCGCUACGCUUCUGUCGCUUCGGGACUAUGGGCUCCUGGACAAAGGGCAAGAGCUGCCUGGCCCCUGGUUUGCUGCAGAACCAAACGGCCAUCGUCACCGGCGGGGCCACCGGCAUCGGAAAGGCCAUCGCGAAGGAGCUUCUGCACCUGGGGUGUAAUGUGGUCAUUGCAUCCCGGAAAAUCGAAAGACUAAAAUCUGCUGCAAAGGAACUGAAAUCCACCCUACCUCCCUCCAGCCAGGCUCAGGUCACUCCCCUGCAAUGCAACAUCCGUAAAGAAGAGGAGGUGGAUAAUUUGAUUAAAUCUACCUUAGCUAUUUAUGGUAAGAUCAAUUUCUUGGUAAACAAUGGAGGAGGCCAGUUCCUGUCUCCUUUUGAAGAUAUCAGUUCAAAGGGAUGGCAUGCUGUGAUUGAAACCAACUUGACAGGCACCUUUUAUAUGUGCAAAGCAGUUUACAAACUCUGGAUGAAAGAGCACGGAGGAUCUAUUGUUAAUAUCAUUGUCCUUAUUAAAAGUGGAUUUCCACUUGCUGCGCACAGUGGAGCUUCCAGGGAAGGUGUUUACAAUCUCACCAAAUCCUUAGCUGUAGAAUGGGCCAGCAGUGGAGUAAGGAUCAAUUGUGUUGCUCCUGGAAUAAUCUAUUCCCAGACUGCUGCUGACAGCUAUGGUGAUAAUGGACAAAGCAUGUUUGCAAGGUCCUUCCAGAAUAUUCCAGCUAAACGAAUGGGAGUUCCCGAGGAGGUCUCCUCCAUCGUGUGCUUCCUGCUGUCUCCUGGAGCUUCCUUUGUCACUGGACAGGUGGUGAGUGUGGACGGAGGCCAGUCUCUGUACACACACUCAUACAAUGUACCAGAUCAUGACAACUGGCCUGAAGGAGUUGGGGACCUUUCUCUUGUCAAGAGGAUGAAGGAGUCUUAUAAGGAGAAAGCCAAACUCUAAGCCAAGGAAUAUCUGCUAUCUUUUGUUCCUGAGUGCCUUAACAUCUUGAGAAUGUGCAUCUGCGCUUUAUAAGAACUUAUAAUUUGGGAAAAAAUCAUUCUUUCUAAUAUUAUUAAUUAUAUCUAAGCAAAAACUGUUCCUGAAAUAAGUGCAUUUCAAUGCCUUAACCCAUCCCAUAUCUUUGAUUCUGUGAUUAAUUUUUUUCAAAUGAUUUUUUUUUUUUUUUUUUGGUGGUGGUGGUACUAGGAAUUGAACCCAGGACUUCAGGCUUGCUGGGCAAGCACUCUACCACUGAGCUACAUCCCUAGCCAGCCCUUGUGAUUAAUUUUUUUAAAGAAAGAGAUGAACAUGAUUAAAUAAUUCUCAUUUUAAAAGAGGUAUUCAAAAAAUGAAUAAUUUUAAAUUAAUAAUAAUUAGAUCAUGAAUUCUCAGGUUUUAUUAUUGAAUUAUAAUUGGAAAAUACAUCUAAAUUGUGGUAUAGUUAUGAUCGUUACACUAGAUUUAUACAGUGACUGCUUUCUGAUGGAAAAUUCUUUUAGAGCAAUAAAGCCUUAUGGUAGCUGUCAA